AAAUAUUCUAAAUGUUUAUUCUCUCUGUUAUAUCUGACUUGGUCAAAAUACGUCCAGAUGAGUUUGGAAUACCUAGAAAGAAAGCCAUUGUCAGAAAUCUCAAUAAAAAAUACUCAAACAAAAUUAUACCCAAUCUUGGUUUAGCCAUAUCGGUCUGGGAUUUGAUUACUGUUGAUGUUGGUCUAUUGAAACCUGGGGAUGGUUCUAUUUACAUAAAUGUCAAGUUUAGAAUUGUUUUAUUCAAGCCUUUUAUUGGAGAGGUUUUGGAAGGUUGGAUUGAAGAAUCCAUUGAAGAUGGUUUAAAAAUCAAAACUUUAUUUUUCAAUGAAAUUUUUAUACCAAAGGAUUUAAUUUUUGAAAACAGCAGAUUUGAUCCAAUUGAAAAAUGUUGGAUUUGGAGGCCUGAUUUGGAUGAUGAUACAUUGUUGUAUUUAGACUUGAAUGAAAGAAUCCGAUUCAGAAUUCAUCAAGAGAUUUUCAAUAAUAUCAAACCAACUGGGCCAAAUGAUGAUGAAGACGAUGAAGAUGAAGAAGAAGUUCUUCCCAAUCCAAACAAUUCAAACAACCAAAAUGUUGAUAUCAAUCAGAAUUCACAGGCUGAGAAUCAAAAACCCAAAAAAGAACCCAAGCCUCCUGCCUAUGCAUUGAUUGCCAGUUGCCAGACUGACGGAAUGGGUGUUAUUAGUUGGUGGAACUGAUCUAAUAAAUCAAUUUAUCACAACUAUCAAAAAUAUUACAAUUGGUUGACUUAUGAUUUAAAUCAAUUCUUGUGUAGCAUUGUAGGUUGUGGAUUUUUAUACCCUGGGAAUUCAGCGUCUAUUAUGGCUUUUCAGCAUCUCAAUUAUGCAACAUGAACGAGAAUGGUUUUGAUAACUGUUCAAAACUUUAAAUAAAUUUCCAUCUACACGUGAUAGUAAAUUACAUUUUUUGUUUAAAA
This is a messenger RNA of Ascoidea rubescens DSM 1968, 937 nucleotides long. RefSeq names its product DNA-directed RNA polymerase III subunit RPC25 (gene RPC25). The annotation marks the transcript as partial. Gene Ontology annotation, cellular component: RNA polymerase III complex. Gene Ontology annotation, molecular function: DNA binding; DNA-directed RNA polymerase activity. Gene Ontology annotation, biological process: DNA-templated transcription; transcription initiation at RNA polymerase III promoter. The transcript has a single exon. Lineage: Eukaryota; Fungi; Ascomycota; Saccharomycetes; Ascoideales; Ascoideaceae. The record is from RefSeq and is a predicted model, not a curated record.